Colletotrichum phormii is the source of this 744-nucleotide messenger RNA. RefSeq lists its product as uncharacterized. Lineage: Eukaryota; Fungi; Ascomycota; Sordariomycetes; Glomerellales; Glomerellaceae. The transcript has 3 exons. The record is from RefSeq and is a predicted model, not a curated record. Bases 1 to 744 code for a protein of 247 amino acids.
AUGCCUCAACCAGUCUCUAAGAGAGAUCCUUUCCCGUCGGACGGCACUGUUGUGGGAGGUGUUCCCCAUCGCCCUUUCAGAAUCCGAAGACAAGCCGCCGCGCCAGCGACCCCUCAAGGCAAUCAACUCAUCCCGGUGGUGGUUGGAGGAGCGCAGGAUACUUUUGUUCCGAACUUGAUCAUGGCUCAGGUUGGCGACGUCGUUCAGUUCCAAUUCAGCAACGGCAACCAUACCGUUACGCAGAGUGCCGAAGGCGCCGCAUGCCAACCUCUUCAAGCUCAGGUUCCGACGGCUAUUCACAGUGGCCAUGUGCCCUUCAAGGACGGACAAGCCAUGGUUGGAACGUUCAACAUGCCGAUUACGAGUGCCGACCCGAUGUUCCUCUACUGCGCUACAGGGCCUCACUGUCAAGAGGGACAAGUCCUGGUCAUCAACCCCACCAAUGCGAACCAAGUCGUCCAAUACUCAAAGUUAGCCGCUGCUGCGAAGGCAAACGUCGACGGAACCACAGUGAGCGGCGGUGCCGUUGGACAGAUUCCCCUGGCAAACGCAGCCUUCGUCCCAGCACCGGCUAAAGGAGCGGGCGGUGGCGGUGCUCCCGCUGCAGCUCCGGCGGCUCCGGCGGCCCCAGCUGCGCCACCCGCAGCAACACCCGCGAACCCGGCUCGGGAUCCUGCGGCGGCACCUCCGGCCGAAGCGCCCGCCGCUCCCCCAGCAGAAGCCCCGGCCGCUCCUCCGGCUUAG